AUUCAACAAGGUUACUUGUUUAUAAAAGGAUUGAUCAUUGGCUAUCCCAACUCUCAACAAACAUCACAAAUUUACAUUUCCAUAGCUAGAGAGAGAAGGAUGGCAGUAUCAUUCGCAGGAAAUGAUGAUGAGAAUGAACCUUUGAUGAAUAUCACUUCAAGUAGUAACUAUCUGACCUAUAAUGACUCUGAUACAAUCGAAGGUGUAGUUGAUUACAGAGGAGCCAAAGUACUGAGUUUCGGAUCAAAAAUUGGUGGUUGGAAAUCAGCUUUUCCCAUAAUUGGAGCUGAAUUUGGAGAGACUAUAGCUUACUAUGGAGUAGCUUCAAAUCUCAUCAGUUAUUUAACUGGUCCUUUAGGCAUGUCCACUGUUGCAGCUGUAGCUAAUAUCAACGCUUGGUGUGGUAUGGUAUGGAUGCUUCCACUUGUUGGAGCCUUUGUUGCAGAUUCUUAUCUUGGUCGGUAUCGUACCAUCUUCUACUCUUCUGUAAUCUAUGUACUGGGACUAGGAUUUCUAACUCUAUCAGCAGUUCUAAAUUCUCUCAUCAGCCCCACCAAAGACGACGCAGUGAAUGGAACCUCUUCUGCUUCUCCUCCUCCUUAUUUAAUCCUGUUUUUCUUUUUAUCAUUGUACCUAAUUGCAAUUGCCAAGGCUGGAUUUAAGCCGUGCGCAGAAGCUUUUGGUGCCGAUCAAUUUGAUGAACGUAAUCCGGAAGAGAGAUCAUCAAAAAGCUCAUUCUUCAAUUGGUGGUAUUUUGGAUUAUGUGUUGGUAGUAGCAUUUCUCAUCUGGUCUUGACCUACAUUCAAGAUAACAUAAGCUGGGUUCUCGGUUUCGCCAUUCCUUGCAUCUGUAUGCUCCUUGGGCUCUUAGUUUUUGUACGCGGAAUGAAAACUUACCGGUUUAGCACAGAUGAUAACAAAGAAAACCCCAUUUUAAGAAUAGCCAGAGUAUACGUUGCAUCUGCAAGGAAUUGGAGAGCUACUUCCCCUAGUACCGAAGUGGAGGAAAGCACUCGUGUUGGCGCUGACCAGUUCAAGUUUCUGGACAAGGCAUUGAUCGAAAUACCAAACUCGGAUCAACUAGGUUCAAACCAACAUGGCACGUCAUGUAGUGUUGAGCAGGUUGAAGAUGCGAAAAUAGUUCUACGCUUGGUUCCUAUAUGGAUUAUAUGUUUAGUAUAUGCAAUGGUAUCUGCUCAAUGCUCAACUUUCUUCACAAAGCAGGCAAGCACCGUGAACAGAAAAAUAGGACAUGGCAUCCAGAUACCACCUGCAGCCCUUUUAAGCGUCAUGUCUUUAUCAAUCAUUAUUUUCAUUCCACUUUAUGACCGAUAUUUUGUUCCUUUAACUCGAGUUUUAACCCAAAAAGAAAAUGGCAUAACAAUGCUCCAGAGAAUUGGUUGCGGCAUAUUUCUAUCUACAUUGGCAAUGGUUCUAGCCGCUUUAGUUGAAAGGAAGAGACUCCAAACUGUUGUUGAUUUCGGAUUAACAGACAAGCCGAAUGAAAUAAUUCCUAUGAGUUUCGCGUGGUUGGUUCCUCAAUAUAUUCUGCUUGGUAUAGCUGAAGUUUUCGCCAUGAUUGGCUUGCAAGAAUUCUUUUACGAUCAAGUGCCAGACGACUUGAGAAGUAUGGGCCUUUCCUUGUACUUGAGCAUUUUUGGCAUAGGGAACUUUCUUAGUAGCUUUCUCAUCUAUGGUAUUGACAAAUUCUCUCGUGGGAGCAGUCAAGGCACCUGGUUUCCUGAUAAUCUAAAUCGAGCUCAUCUCGAUUAUUUUUAUUGGUUCCUAGCUGGACUUAGCGCGUUAAACUUAGUUGUUUACAUGUAUAUUUCAAAGCUUUAUCUCUACAAAAGAGCAGCAACUUUCAUGUGAACCGAUGUGAGAAAAGGAGACUGAAUGGUUGGCGCAACACCAUAUCUAAAUGUGUCAUUGCCAUACUGGGCUUUAAGUAUUAUUUUUUUUUCGAAAUUUGAUCCAUAAAGAAUCUGAUACCGGCGAGUUUCGAACUCAGGUCACCAUCACUGAUAUCAUCACCUAGUGAUUUUAUCACCGUCGGUCUUAAAGAUUCUGUAUAUUUAGUUGAAAUUACUGUGUAUGAAAAUUUAUGAUUUUUAUCAAUAUCUAAUAAUCUUUCUAUCAUAAAAA
Messenger RNA from Papaver somniferum (opium poppy), 2145 nucleotides. RefSeq names its product protein NRT1/ PTR FAMILY 5.10-like. The record is from RefSeq and is a predicted model, not a curated record. Gene Ontology annotation, biological process: transmembrane transport; dipeptide transport. Bases 100 to 1872 code for a protein of 590 amino acids. Gene Ontology annotation, cellular component: membrane. NCBI's taxonomy places the organism in Eukaryota, Viridiplantae, Streptophyta, Magnoliopsida, Ranunculales, Papaveraceae. Gene Ontology annotation, molecular function: dipeptide transmembrane transporter activity; tripeptide transmembrane transporter activity. The transcript has 3 exons.